CCCUCUCCAAAUUCGUAAGAUUGAUGUUUUGUGAUCUUUCAAUUUUUCAUUUCUUCAAGUUCAUUGCCUUGGGCCAGUUUGAUUUUGGAUUGAUGUUGGGAAGGAUUGAUAUUGGGCUAGUUAAGUGGAAGUUAGUGGUGUAUUGAACGAAAUGCCUCAUUCACUCGAGGGGUUUAUAUUUGUUCUUAUUCACGUUCUCGUCAUCAUUAUGAAAUGGCCGACUUUCUGCCUGAGUAGUAUGGUUGAGAGUAAAAUUUUAAAUGUUGGAGAGGAGCUAUGGAGGGAAACAUUACCAUUACAGAUGGGUUCUCGCUUGUAUCAUCUUCAAGGACUCAAACCUGAUAUGUGGUAUGAAGUGAAGAUAUCAUACCCGGGAUCUAUACCUGCUAGCUUCUCGUUAGAACUAAAGAGAGACUUGACAAGCCCUGUUGAGAAGCAGAGCAGAAAGUUGCUUGAUACUGAAAAGCUUAUUUUUAAGACAGAGGGCAUGAAGUUGAAGGGAGAUCAGGUUGAUGCGCAUGUAUUGGUUACUGUGAAAUCCGAGGGAGUUGUUGCCAUACCAUCUGUACGGGAAAUGGAGUCGAUCGUCUACAAUAUAGUUUGUGACGAACUACUUAUCGGCAUCCCACACAAAGCUUGGGGGGUUGGAGGCUUGGUUAUAUUCUGCUUGAUAUUGGCAUUCAUCAUCCCAUCUCUUUUACCGCCAUGGCUGUUACAGACCAACCAGACCCAAGGGCCAGGAAAUCAACACGCAUCCAAGAAUUCUUAAAUUGGCUAGUCUAUCAAAGAACUUGUGCAACAGCUCGAAGGCUGUAAGGAUGGAGAAGUUAUUGUAGAGUGUUAAGCUGUCUGCCUGGUCGAACUAACUGCCAUUUAUCUCACACGGAUAUCCUUCUAAUGGACCUUGAGAAGGAAAAACAUGUAAGCUUUUGGUCCAUUAUCAAUAUUUUGGUUCUUUGUUCAUUUGUCAAUAAAGCAAUUUACUACUGUCGAUCAUUUUUUUUUUGUUGAGUUCAAUGAUGUGUAGGGUGAAGGUUUCAAACCUUACUUAUAUCAAAAUGUUGAGGUUGAAUUUAGCUUCUCUUAGAUAAUA
Molecule: messenger RNA, 1093 nt
Organism: Cucumis sativus (cucumber)
Lineage: Eukaryota; Viridiplantae; Streptophyta; Magnoliopsida; Cucurbitales; Cucurbitaceae
Exons: 6
Coding region: 152-769 (205 amino acids)
Source: RefSeq, a predicted model, not a curated record